GCAGUGCUGGGGCGCGCGCGGUUUUCCGUUGGGAUGUCAGAUUGGCGGUGUCUCCUCGGUACCCCUCUCCCGUGAAUCGGUGUUGACACCGCCGCCUGUGCGCUCUCUCUAAAGUUCGGUAUAUUCCGCUUCUUUAUCCAUCCCUGUUCUCCGGUAACGACCGAACGCAAAACAGAAAAUAGUAGUUUUAUUUUAAUUUAGGGCGGGUGGCCCUGGCUCCAUCCAACGUGAGGUCACCUGACAGCAGUUUAACUACUUCACGUCUUUAUUUUAUCUUCUCUUAUUUAAAAAUUCACAAAUCAGAAAGACAACGCGCUGUCGUGAUGGACGAAUGGUCGGUGUGACGGGCGGUUGAAUAUUUGGAGAGUGAACUGCGGCCGGAUGCUUCAUCUUGAGAAGAUUCUCUUCAUUUCAACAGAUGACAUUAGCAACAAGACAUGAUGUGCUUGGUCUUUAUCGAAGAAUUUUCAGAAUAGCAAGAACAUGGCAGUCACUGUCAGGACUAUCUGAGGACACUAUGAAAGAAAGAGAUUACAUUAUCACAGAGGCCAGAACAUUAUUCAAAAAAAAUAAAAAUUUAACAGAAGCAGAAGCAAUUCAAAUCUGCAUCCAGGAAUGUCAAACAAGGAUAGAAAUGGGACUACAUUACAGAAUUCCAUAUCCUAGACCAAUACACUUGCCUCCUAUGGGACUUGCUGAUAAAAAGGGACGUAAAUUUAAAUUGCAAGAAAGGCUGAGGAAAAUUGCUAAACCAGUUUAUCUACAGUCACAUGAGGAAAUGUAAUGGUGGCUGGGAUCAUCUACUUUUAUACUGUUUUCUUUGAUCACGUGAAUAUGAUUUAUUACUUAAAUGGUUUACAUUGUAGUUUAUUCCUGGAAGUAAAAUUUCUGUUUUGAAAAGAAAAUAGCCUCUAGCAAAGUGUUUGAAUCAGGAUGUUUGUACACUUAUUAGAAUGUAGGGCAAUCCUGAAAUAAAUUAUUUUUAACUUAGUUUAUUGAACAUUGAAAAGUAUUUCAGUUACCACUAGCAUAGUGGUAGUAUCCUUCCCUCUGAGCUAGAGGCAGAAGUCAGUUGUCUGAUAACGUCUCUGUACGGAUUGAUUGAACAGUAUCUACAAGAAACAUUUUGAGAAAUGAGCCAAAUAACAACUCCCCUGUGCUAUACCACAGUUUUGCCUGAGCUCUUCUGGGCCUGUUUAACUCCUGUCGUAUGAAUAGUUUGGUGUGGUGGGAAAGUGCAUACAGUGCUGAGGAUUUGCACAUUGCUUUUGGGUCACUUUCCUUAAGGCUCCAUACUUUGUGUAAUAUAUACGCUAAAAACAGUGUUAUCCCAUCAUUGUAGUACUUUGUCUGACUUUUCUUUCCCUCAGUGCUUCAACUUUAUUCAUUAUUAGGGCUGAGCACCAUUAGCAAUGCCAGAAUUUAUUCAUGUCCCCCUGGUAGCCCUUGAGACAGUGAUGCACCUUCAUGUAAGGUUGAAGUCAGAAGUCCAUCACAACAAUGUUAGAAGCUGAAGGCUUCAAGUAUAACUAUUGCAGUUGCUGCUGACCUUUGAUUCCUUAACUAUCUCGGGUUAGGUUUGGGUUUAGGAUUAGAACAUUUGGGAACGCAAAGCUGACCAGAUAAUUACCUGAUUACUUCCCAGACAGAAGCAGCACAGUUCCUCUGCCAAAGAAUGGGUGUGGCAGUGGUGGUUACACACUCAUCUAUGAAUCGCGAUUUUUGUCACAUACAAAUCAUUUUAAGAUUUCUUUAUCAUUACUUUGUAUAUUAAUGAACAGUGUACAAAAGAUGUUUUCUGACAUAAAAUUAUUUAAUUCUACUUCCCAAUUUCCAAGAUGAAUAUACAUGAUCAGUUCCCUUAUCUGGAUAUUUCCAAAGAUUAACAAGAUGUUUUUAGUCAUCCAACUGACAAAGAGCUGCCACACCACGGUUUAUCCAAUGUUGUUCUGCUUUAUCCGACGAAAGCUCUAUUGAAAGUACAUAAUUUGUUGAGUGGCCAGUUGUGGAUAAGGUACCUCUGCGUGCACUGGUUUUGUAGACUGGACAGUAAUAGAUAUUCUGAUGCAGAAAUGUUGCACUCACUCCCGGUUUAAGCCAGAUAAUGGGCAUAGAGUCGAACAAAAUUUUGGGCAAUGACUCCCCAAUGACCAUGUUUUCUCUAUCCCAGCGGGCACCUUCCAAAAACAGACCCUUAACAUAAGCUCCAUCUUUUGGCUUUUGGUACAUAUCAUUUUCUUCUUUCUUGACCUAAAAAUGUAAGAGAAACAAGUCUGAGGUAAUAUGAUUCUGUAAAACCUAAGCCAUUUUAGAUACAUGCCAAGAAUAACAAACUUACACCAGAAAAGAAACACUUGAAAGCAAAGAAAAAUGUUUGCUAAGUACUUUAAAAACAUGUUUUGAACAGGGAUGCAAAGAUUAAAUGUAAACAUAUGAUCAAAACUGUAAAUAAUCAAAUAUCCUAUUAGUAUAUACUACCUAAGUUCAUAAUAGAAGGUGACAUAAGCAAGGAUUUCAUUUUAGAGAAACAUGUUGAGGGAAAAGUACAACAGGAAAAGGAGGGAGAAACCUACAGCAAGUACAAUACUUACCUCAAAUUCAAACCCGAUGUGAUCAAUGGGUAUGGUAUAUUUUCUUGCAUAAUUCUGUGAGACGCCAGUCAAAAAAGAUUGAGUAAAGUAGAAUCCAGAUAUCCAAAAUACAUUGGGUGGUCCUUUAUCAAUCCAUUCCUGUUUAUGAAACACAUUAAUCAAAUGGUGGUAUUACAUUGAUAUUAAGUAACAACUUCCAUCAAGUAACUUCUUACUACUCUCAUGCUCUUGUAUGCAGACUGGAAGCAUUCUUCCUUCUUUUUUAAAUGUCACUGCUUCAGCACAUUGCUUUCAAAUGUUGAUUUAAUUCACAGCAAAAAUCCAACCCAUUACUACUUAAACAAAAAUUCUGAAUUGUACACUCUGCAAAACUAAAAUUGCCGUCAUAUAACAGCUACUGUCAUUUAUCCAAGAUGUUUCUGUAAUCCAAGAUAACAAAAUGUGAG
Molecule: messenger RNA, 3037 nt
Organism: Stegostoma tigrinum
Lineage: Eukaryota; Metazoa; Chordata; Chondrichthyes; Orectolobiformes; Stegostomatidae
Gene: lyrm1
Product: LYR motif containing 1
Exons: 5
Coding region: 419-784 (121 amino acids)
Cellular component (GO): mitochondrion
Source: RefSeq, a predicted model, not a curated record